AUAAAUCAAAGCUUUAAAGUCCAAAACUUAAUAGAAUAUCCAUUAAACAAACGCGUCAAAAUACUUCUCAUCCAUUUUCCUUCCAGAUCGGAGAAUCCAUUUUCCCUAAUUCUCAGCAUUCUUAAGUGACUAGAAAUGGCAUUGGGUGGAGGUGGACCACAAAGAGGGACUGCAGCAGCAGCAGCUGCUAACCUACGUCGAAGGAAGACAGGAGGAGCAGGUGGAGCUGCAGGAGGAGCAGGUGGUACCAUGCUUCAAUUCUACACUGAUGAUUCCCCCGGACUCAAGAUAUCCCCCAAUGUUGUGCUUGUGAUGAGUAUUGGCUUCAUAGCCUUUGUUGCGAUCCUUCACGUCAUGGGUAAGCUCUACUUUGUCCGCAGGGAGGGCUAGUGACCGAACCGUUGCUGAGUUGGGAAAUUUUUGUUGGACAACAUCUUUCAUCGUUUAAGGAAAAACUGACAUUGUAGCUUUAUUUUCUUGUUUGUUUGUCUAAUGCUAUGGAGUCUAUAGAAAAGUUUUCUAGUUAUGAGUCGAUUUUUUCUUGUGCUAUUCCAACACUUUCUAAUGAACAAGAAGGUGCCAAAUUCUAGUUUCUUA
This is a messenger RNA of Solanum lycopersicum (tomato), 597 nucleotides long. Its product is annotated as protein transport protein Sec61 subunit beta. The record is from RefSeq and is a predicted model, not a curated record. Gene Ontology annotation, molecular function: guanyl-nucleotide exchange factor activity. Gene Ontology annotation, cellular component: endoplasmic reticulum membrane; Sec61 translocon complex. Lineage: Eukaryota; Viridiplantae; Streptophyta; Magnoliopsida; Solanales; Solanaceae. Gene Ontology annotation, biological process: post-translational protein targeting to membrane, translocation; SRP-dependent cotranslational protein targeting to membrane, translocation.